AUGGUUACCAAAAGUGGCUUCGGCAAGACCUCCAAGCGGGUUCCCGUCCGCCUGAGGCACAAGAUUGAAAAGUCUGCUGUCCAAAAGCAGAAGAAGCAGAAGAAGCUCGCAAAGAAGAACCCCGAAUGGCGGUCAAAGGUCAAGAAGGAUCCUGGCAUUCCCAACCUCUUCCCCAACAAGGACAAGCUUCUCCACGAUAUUGAGGAGCGGAAGCGCAUGAAGGCAGAGGAGCUGCAGCGCAUUCGUGAAGAGGCACGAGCCCGCAAGGCUCAGGGUCUGCCAGUAGCGCAAAAUGGCAGCGAGGCUGUCGAUAUCAACGAGGAUGAUAUGCUGGACGACGAUAUGGAGGGCGAUGACUCUAACCCAAUGGCCGCUCUUCUUGCCUCGGCACGCGCUCGUGCCACAGAAUACGAUGACAAUCAAAGCGAAGAUGACGAUGAGAUGGAAGAAGAUGACGAGGACGAUGAGAUGGAUGAGGACGAUGAAGGCGACGCACUGAUCGACGAAUCUGCCCCGCCAUUGGUCACAUCAAAGUCUUUCUCAAAGGAAAGCUCACGACGCCAGUUCGACAAGGUCUUCAAGCAGGUCACUGAUAACGCCGAUGUUGUACUGUACGUGCUCGAUGCUCGCGACCCCGAGGGCACUCGGUCCAAGGACAUCGAGCGCGAGAUCAUGACCGCAGACGGCGGCAACAAGCGUCUGAUUCUCAUCCUGAACAAGAUCGAUCUGGUUCCUCCCCCAGUGCUCAAGGCCUGGUUGAUCCACCUCCGCCGUUCCUUCCCCACUCUCCCCCUCAAGGCGUCCAACGGCGCUGGCAACGCACACACCUUCGAUCACAAGCAAUUGACCGUUAAGGGAACUUCUGAUACCCUCUUCCACGCUCUCAAGUCAUAUGCCAACGCCAAGCAGCUCAAGCGAUCCAUCUCCGUCGGUGUCAUUGGUUAUCCCAACGUCGGCAAAUCGUCCGUGAUCAAUGCUCUCACUGCACGACUGAACAAGGGCUCGAGCAACGCAUGCCCGACCGGUGCCGAGGCCGGUGUCACCACCAGUCUGCGCCAGGUCAAGCUGGACAACAAGCUCAAGCUUAUCGACUCACCCGGAAUUGUCUUCCCUUCUGCUAGUGACAAGACCACCAAGAAGAACAAGAAGCAAGAAGACCAGGCCCGUCUCAUCCUGCUGAACGCCGUCCCGCCUAAGCAGAUCGAGGACCCUAUCCCCGCAGUCAAUCUUCUGAUCAAGCGUUUGUCGUCUUCGGAGAACCUUAUCGCCAAAAUGUUGGCGGUCUAUGGCAUCACUGCCCUCGUCCCCACAAGUAAUGGUGAUAAGACCACCGAUUUCCUGGUCCAGGUGGCCCGCAAGCGCGGCCGUCUCGGAAAGCACGGUGUCCCCAACAUUGAGAGCGCUGCCAUGACAGUCAUUAACGACUGGAGAGACGGUCGCAUCCAGGGCUGGGCUACCGCGCCUGUGCGCAAUGUUGUUGUCGCCUCGACAGAUGCUACCGCCAGCGCCACUGAGCCUGGCGUUGAAACCACCCAGGUUGUCACUGAGUGGGCCAAGGAGUUCAGCAUCGAGGGCCUCUGGGGCAACGGGCAGGGUGAUGAUGAUGAAAUGGCCGAGUAA
Penicillium soppii is the source of this 1620-nucleotide messenger RNA. Its product is annotated as GNL3/Grn1 family GTP-binding protein. The record is from RefSeq and is a predicted model, not a curated record. The transcript has 3 exons. Lineage: Eukaryota; Fungi; Ascomycota; Eurotiomycetes; Eurotiales; Aspergillaceae. Bases 1 to 1620 code for a protein of 539 amino acids. Gene Ontology annotation, cellular component: nucleolus. Gene Ontology annotation, molecular function: GTP binding.